This is a messenger RNA of Sinocyclocheilus grahami, 2356 nucleotides long. RefSeq names its product PRKC apoptosis WT1 regulator protein-like. The transcript is spliced from 6 exons. NCBI's taxonomy places the organism in Eukaryota, Metazoa, Chordata, Actinopteri, Cypriniformes, Cyprinidae. Gene Ontology annotation, cellular component: cytoplasm. The coding region runs from base 306 to 1178 and encodes 290 amino acids. The record is from RefSeq and is a predicted model, not a curated record. Gene Ontology annotation, biological process: apoptotic process; positive regulation of apoptotic process.
UCGGCGCUCGAGUGCGCCUGUAACUAAUCCAGUUCAUUCCACCGGAUCAGUUCACCUGGACUCCUGACGGACGUUAAUGUGCGGAGCAGGUGAGCUUCACUGGACAAGUUACUAUCUUUCGAGACAGCACUUACUUGACAGUUUUUGAGUCUUUUAAAGUGAGUUCAUAACAGUUACGGUCAACUUUAAACAUUUUUAAAACAAUCUCCAAACACUUCUGAGGAAUGCGGCGGAUCUGAACCGCAAUAUUUUGUUUGUGUUUACAAAGUGAUUUGGGCAGCACGAGACAAUCUAAAAACGAAACCAUGGCAACAGGAGGAUUUAAAUCUAACAGCGCAACGGACUUUCUAGAGGAAUGGAAGGCAAAGCGUGAGAAGAUGAGAGCAAAGAUGCUUGGAGAUAUCGCCGCCGCCACCGGGAGAACCACUGAGUUAAACAACAACGGCAGCUCGGUUAACUGCGUCUCCUCUUCGUCCUCCUAUCCGGUGACCCGGUCUUCCUCUUCGACCGCUUUGAAGGACGAACCGAAGAAACCCGAGCCGUCCGGGGAAAACUUGAAGAAGACGCCGGAGAAAGUGAGUGGUGUCCCGCAGGCGGAGAGCUCGAGCCCCGCUGGUGUGGAAGACAGUGAUAAAGAGAGUCCCACACACAGCAAGAGUAAAGAGAAUAAGAGCUCAGGACCCAGCGCAAGAAAGGGCAAAGGACAGAUAGAGAAAAGGAAGUUAAGAGAGAAGAGGAGGUCAACAGGUGUUGUCAGCAUACCGUCCAAUGAGAGCUUGGAUGAGCUUGAUGACGACGAUGGAGAAGAGAAGGAGAGGAAGAUGGAAGAAAGUCUUACACAGCACAACACGGUUCAGAACGAGGCAAUGACCCCUGACCCCGGAGCGGCCUACUCGAUACAGGACACUCCGAGAUCCAGAAGUCAUAAGAGGGGACUAAUGCAACAGAGUGGCGGCUUUGGAUCUGAUGGAAUUGCACUUUCACAGGAGCUGGCCGCGGAGAGGCAGGAGAACAGUCACCUGUUGAAAGCCCACCAGGACAAGGACGAGCUGAUCGUUAAGCUGAAGGAAGAGAUCGACCUGCUAAACCGGGAUCUGGAUGAUAUUGAAGAUGAGAACGAGCAGCUCAAACAGGAAAAUAAGACCUUGCUUAAAGUGGUUGGGCAACUCACCAGGUAGAACCCGGCGACCCGAGGAUGGCUAAAAUGGAGUCUGCGUCUCGCUGUGGCGGCCGGAGGGAUUUGCUGAACGACGCCACUGCCGCGCGCCUCUGUCCUUUACAUGUUCUGCUCUGGUUUUGCGUGUCUGUCUGUCUUGUCGUCGCUCUCUGGAAGAGGAUGCAUGCGCGCCUUGGGGAGGCUUCGAGAACCCGGACCUCUGGAUGUCAAACCGAGCCACCCGACGCGAUGUUACUCGAUGCCUCACGCUUUCACUGAGGUUGUCAAAAGGAACUCGCCUUCUAUUUAAUGUAAAUGUGUGUAAAUAGGCUGUGCUGACUGUUCUUUUAAGGCUUACGCAGGACAACGAAAAGAGGAAAUGCCUUUGAAUGUACAUGGUGCGGUACCAAAUGAUUUUCUUUCCUUUCUAUUUUUCCAGCUCAGAGGGUUUUUUACAUUCAAAUCUCAAAUUGCUCGAAUCGCACUUUUAGGAUAUUUCAGCUUCAAGGGCUCCUCUAUCAGUUAAAAGUGGCCUCAAUUGCCUUUACAUUUAAAGUCUGUCUCUUAAACACAUCAUUACUGGUGAGUCCAAAAAGUGCCUGUUGGACAGGAGCCCAUCUAUAAACUUAUGGCCUCAUUUUAAACUGGUUAACCAAUCCUCCUUGGCAGUUGGCAGUACUAGGACCAAUUCCGUGUUUUGGCCUCCGAGAGCGUAGCACAAUGAACGUGUCUCUGGCUUGGAGCUUGCAAAUGCUGUAAUGAAUAUUAUCUGUUAUAGUCUGAUCUUUUACAUUUUACACGCUGUACAAAUGUUUACAAGUUGUUUAAACUCUUGGUAUCAAUAGAUGUAGCUAUUCAUCGUGUACGGUUAGCGCGACGUAUAGCCUAGGCCACUGCGGUGCGUUUUCAAAAUAACCAAAUCAAUCGGAGACGUUAAGCACAUUCACAUGGUCUCUAGUUGCCGAUAAAGACGGCGAUAUGACAUUACUUUACGUUAAAUUGCUAUUGCAAAGUCACCACUUAGGGGUUCAUAUCUACAUCGAUGCUAAUCAACAAUGCUAAUGAAAUGUAUUCUGUAAAGUCAUUUGAGGGGGGUAUCUUUUUUUUUUAGUGUGUAUAGAGGGGUGGGAGAUAUCUGUAUCCCACCGCUUUACAUAAUGCAUGUACAGAAGAUUGAAUAAAAGUCCAUAUAAAAAAAGU